AUGGCACAUGUUGACGAUGAUGAGGAUUGGGAUGCAGAGUUUGGAGUUGAACCAAACAUUAACUUGUCAUUACAGAGGAAGCUGACAACAGGUGUACUAUCAAAGAAGAAGUCCUCCAAUCAAUUGUCUCCUCCAACAUCCCCCUCGACCAAAGGUCAACAGCAACAACAGCAACAACAGCAACAACAACAGCAACAAUCAAUUGGUAGUAUUAACAGCAGUAGCAGCACAACAACAACAACAAGUAAUAUCAACAACAAUAACAACAACAAUAACAACAGUAGAAGUAGCAGCACGAGUAGUACACCAGCAUUGAGUAGUGCAUCAAGUAAGAUUGCAACACCAAAUGGCAAGACUACAAUGACACAACAACAGCAACAGCAACAACAACAACAACAACAGAAGAAACAGCAACAGGAUGAGGAUGACCCAUUUGGCGAUGACGACGAUGAUGAUGACGAUUGGGCCAAAUCACCAUCGCCAUCAAAGUCAAUAUUGGAGAAUAGGAAGGAGGACUCGGACGAAGAGGAUUGGGACGCGGACUUUGGCGGCUCGUCGUCGCCAGUGAGCCUGGCUGCGCAGCUGGCCAGCGGCACCACGUCGACGUCGUCCUCGUCGCUGCUCCAGCAGCCCCAGAUGAAGAUUCUGGGUAUCCGUGCCGACCCCUCGGCCAAGGCCGACUGGGACGACGACUUUGUCUUUAACGACAGCUCUGAAUCCGAGUCCAACAGCAAGUCCAUACUCACACCAGCUAGCAACCUCCUCUCACGUGUACGAUCAAUGCCACCCUCCGCCAUCACAACAGACAACAAGCUGCCAAGUACAGUGUCAGAGUUAUUGUCAAUAUUGAAUUUCGGAAUUGAUGUAGAUUUAAGCGAUAAACGUAUUACCGAGUCAAAGACACCACCUCUAAAUGGACUAAAGCUUGUGCCAGAGACAGACAUGAAGAGGAAGAUAGAGAAUCAGAGUCAACAGAUUGAGAAGGCAUCAUUGAAUGAGAGCAAGUCAAAGUUGGAAUUGUCAAAGCUUUAUUAUGAGUUGGGCGUGUUGUAUUCGUCCAAUCAACAGACGAUACUGGCAUCCAAUCAGCUGAGCAUGGCCAACAAGAUCUAUCAAGAGUACAGGGACGACUUUGACACGCCGAUCGACCAGGACAACAGCGACUACGAGGUCAACCUCUACUUCCACCUGGGCAUCACGUCCAAGGCCAUGGCAAACAUCUUCAACACGACCGAGUACCUCAAGAAGGCGCUGGACACUAGCGCCACGGACCUCAAGCGAUUCGCCGCGAUGCACCAGAAGAUCAGCAUGGAGCUGGGCCUCUGCUACAUGACCACCGAGACCCCGCUGUACGCCACGCGCUACUUUGAGAGCGUCAUUCGGUCGGUCGUGCGCAACUGCUCGCAGCAGCACAUUCACAACAAGGACUGCCCCAACCUCGACAUUGCCGCGAUCAAGGACUAUGCCCUGCUGGCCAACGGCUGUCUACAGAUGUCCAAGACACUCAAGAUACUGAAUGAGUUUGACCUGUCGAUCCAGUUCCUCAAGCGAGCAUACGCAGCACUCAAGAAGACCAACACUUUGGAUCGCGCUCUCGAGAAUGAGUGCAUACUGUUGUACGGCGAAUUGAAUCGCGUACUGACGGGCAUGCGCGCGUCCGUCCUGCUGUCCCCUUCGAGCAACAACAAUAACAGCACGACAACAGAGGAUAAUGCGACAGCUAAGGAUCACGAGUCGGAUGCUGAGGAUUGGGACGCCGAGCUGGGCCUCGAGUCCGAGGAGGACAGUCGUCCAGUGCUCCAGCUGACGGGCCAGGCCCCGUCGGUUGCCACCAAGGACAGGAUGCCUGCGCACUACAAGCUCAUCGACACAAUCAACAAUCAGAACUUUGAGAUUGUCAAGUAUCCAAAGCCUUCGUAUCUCUACACGAUGACGACACCAGAGGGCCAUCCAUUCAUGCACGAGGAGGCCCUAUCCAAGUGGCUGGCGAGCCUGAUGGUCAAGCAUCUCACGGGCGAGGACCGUGCACUGCGAGUCAUCCCACAAAAGUCCAUCAUCGAGGAGCUGCGCAACGACUUCAUUCUCGAGUCGUCCAAGUACAAGAAGAACACAAAGAAGUGGGCACAGAUGAAUCUGGAGUUCUGCUACACGCUGCACAUCUUUGGCUACGACGAGCAGUGCUGGGACACGAUCCACGCCUUCUUCCUCGACCUGAGGGACAGCGGCACCGCGUCGCCACUGUCUUCCUCGCGCGGACGAUGGUCCAGCAACGCAACACCUCAGGCCCCGAUCAACAACAAGAACAGACUGUCAAUGGAGAUGGACGAGAAGGACACGACCUAUCACUACGCGCUCCAGAUGCUCUAUCUGGCCGCCAAGAUGUGGAAGCCCGAGGAGGACUCGUCGUUCAAGCACAUGUUCCAGGGCCUCAAGAACAUCUCGGUCACCAACUCACUGCUGGUCGACCUGCUCGUGGCCGAGACGUACUCUCACCACCUGCAUCACAAGUCUCGCGACAAUGACAGCGACAAUGAGAGCAACAGCGACAACGACACCAAUGACAAUAGCAACGAUUCGGACGAGGAGCCCGAGCUGAGGACGCGUCCCGACGAGUUCCUCGGCAACGAGGAGGAGAAGAUCAACCCCCUAAACAUAUUCCUGCGCGUCUACCAACAAUGUCGACUCAGACAACAGCAGGACAACGCACAACUCAAUGUCAACAGCAACAGCAACAACAACAAACCAUCGCCCAAGGACUACCUCGAGAUUGGCAUCAAGAACGCGAUGGUGCGCGCAUUGAUCGACAUUCACUUCCACCUCAAUGGUAUCUCGCCGCUGACGACGCGACGUUUAGGCGACCCAUACACAGAUGUCAAUGUGAACGCGCAGAUGACAGAGCUGCUGGACGCGAACCUGCGCACCAAGCUGCUGAGCGACCUCUACGCAGACAUGCCCGCCACCUUCCUCAAGGCCAAGGCGGCGUACGCGCUCGGCCUGAAUGCCGUGGACGUUGGCGACCUGGUGCUCGCUGAGAAGCUGUUCUUUGAGUGCCUCUUUGACAACGCACUGCUCAACUACAACAUCCGCAAGAAGUACCGCGAGUACAAUGCACUACUGCGUCGCGUGGCCGCACUGGCGCGUGAGAACGACGACAUCAACUCGGCCAUCUAUUAUUACAAACAGAUAUUGAACAACUACCUGGAGGACGACCCGCAGUCCAAGACCAACGAGAUCAUCUACAUUUGCGACGUCAUCAGCACGCUGUACUGGGAGAAGGGCUCGUACAAGCCCUCGGAGGAGUACCUCAAGGUGGUGUUCUUCAUCCUGCAAAAGUCCAGCAAGGCCCUGCCUGACGCGCCACCCGCCACCGGCGCUGGCGGAGGCAAGGCCGGCACGCACACGCACUUUGACUCGCCCAAGUUCGACAACCCCAUAUUCUUCCAGCUGCAGAUGAAGCUGGCCAACCUCUACCUGGAAAGCUACCACUUUGAGAAGGGCCUGGAGCUGCUAAUCACGAUGCGCAAGCACCAGCUGCCGCAUGGCAAGCUCAACUCGGUGCUGCUGCUGCUGGCCAAAGCCUUCACCAAGAUGGAGUGGUUCGACGAGUGCACCUCCACGCUCAGCCAGCUCGAGAACGAAGACCUGUAUGUCAGUCACGCGCAGGUCAAGAACGUACUCAAGGUGUCCGUUCCGCCAGCCAUCCGUGGCUCGGGCGGCAGCGGCAGCAAGAACGAGCGCAACCUCAAGUACUGGGAGCUGAACUGCCUGAACUACCUGCACAGCAACAAGUUCCAGGAGGCCCUCAUCUGCAUUGAGUGCGCGCUAGAGACCUGUCCGGUCAGUUCACUCAACGCUCGCGGCCAGUACUUCUACGUGCGUGGCAAGAUCUUCCAGAAGCUCGUGUCAUUCUCCAACGCCACAUUGAUCGUCUUCCCCACGACCCUGAAGCCAACGGGCGAGGACUGGCGCGACUUUGUCGACCUGUCGCCACCCACCACAUUCACGUGCACGGGUGAUCUGAUCCAAGAGGGCGUGGCAAGCUUCAAGCGCGCCUACAGCUACUUCAAGUCUAUUGGCAACGACGUCAAGAUCCAAAAGACAGUGAGUCGCAUCGCAGAGAUCUACCUGGAUCGUGUGUUUGGCCCAGUCGCACUCCUUCACUACCCCUUUGACGAUGUGGCACGUCUGCCCAGCUUCCAGCCCAGCCGAUUCUUACAGCGCGACAUUGACCUGAGUCAACAAGACGACAAGAGCAAACAGCGCAAGCAACGCAAGGAUAACGAGACGAUGCGUCCGCCCAGCGUGACGCCCGCGCCAGUCGCCGAGUUCUACAUCUCUUUCGAGUUGAUUGAGAACCCUGCCAAACUAGCGAUGGACAUCAACGUGGACACAUUCAACAUCCUGCAGCUGUUACGCAACUACAUGAACAUGGCCGAGUUGCGAUUCCUUCAAGGCGACCGCGAUCUCGCCAUCUCAUACUGGACCGAGGCCAAGAAUCUCUACUUCACGCUCUUCUGCGAUGGCCCACAUUUGAUUGGCAAGAACGCGCCACUGCAGUUCCUCAAGAAAGUGUACACGACAUGCAAGCGAAUGAUACGCUUCCUCUUUGCCUUUGACCACGACUUUAUCAACAAGAACUUGAUCCUGAUUGACAGCUACCUGACGCUCGAGUUGGACAUUGCCCAGGCCAAGAAGCGCCAGAUCGACUUCAACAAGCCCAUGUCAUAUGAUGCCAACCCCAUGAUUGGCAAGAUCUACUUGCCCUACCUCGGCAAGUCAUUGACGAUGGGCAAGAACUCAAAGAAGCUGCAGGCAUCAUUCACUCAAUCACCAGUGCGCAACACUCCAGCAGCAGCAGCAGCCGUCGCCGCAACAUCUGGGGCAAGCGCAACCAAUGUAUCAUCACUCACGUUCACAGAGAAGACACGCGACGAGGAGAAGGUCGUCAACACAGGCGAUGAAGUGGGCGAGAAGAUAUGGGGCUCACUGCACGCGAUAAAGAAUGAGAUCAGGAAGUACUCGAUUGGCAAGCUGACGCAGGAAGAGCUGUCAACGCGCGCCAAGGUUACCAUCAAGCAGAUUCUAAAGAUCCAGAACUCGUACAAGAAUCACUUGGCCAACCAGCAGCAGCAACAGUUGUCGGCGUCGGGUCCCGUCAUGCACAGCCCGCUCACCAGCUCCAACAGCAUGGCGUCACUGUUCCGCAGCCAGACCAAGACCAACCUGCUGUCGGACUCGCCAAGUAGCAGUGGCCGCACGCGAACUCCAUCCAACGCUGGCGUAGGCAGCACGCCCGCUGGCAGCGUACGCAACAUGUCCACCAAGUACGAGGAGCUGUCAUUCAAUGCCACGCAGGCAAAGAUCAAUGCAACUCUCCAGAAGCUGGUCUACUCGCUACAAGUCGACAACUACUUUAUCCAUUAUGUGCCCAGCUCGGGUCGCAAGCGCUUCAACCGUAUUGGAGGUGUCGACGAGCUCACUCCCAUGCCACCACCCACUCACAUGCUGUACCUGGAGAUCUACCUGCUGUCCAACGCCAAUGAGAAGGUAUCAUUCGUGGUCAGCCCGUUGAUCACACUCGAGAAGAUCCUGAUGUUCCUGUGCAACAAGCCAUACUGGGCCGUCGACAGCAACGAUACCAAGAAGAAGGGAUUCUUUGGAUCAUUCAGCCGCACGACCAACAACUCAAUGAAGUCUGUGCCCAAGUUCAUUGAGAAGACGGCCAACUUCCACAGCGAGCUCGUUGCCUUCCUCAACUCGACGAUCGGGCCUCCAGGCACCGAGGAGAUCCACGGCUCGGACUCGCCGCCCAUGGAGCGCGCAAUCGACCGCUCGGCAGAGCACCACCACUUGCACCACCCGCUGACGCCGGUGCUGCACUCCACGUCGCCACCCAACAGCGCUGUCCACCACCAGCACAUUAGCACGCAUCCCAACCUCCCGACAAUCAGCGUCACACAGGCCAACAACCCCAACGACGUGCACGGUCGUUCAAUGAGCGUGGGCUCAGGACCGCGUAAGAUAUACACCAACCAGCAGCUGUCACUCAUCUCCCUGGUCAAGCGCAUGAUCAAGAGCGACGACCCUGCCUACUCCAAGGCCUACGUCUCAUUCGACCAACUGUCCUACCAGAUCUGCAAGGUGUUCUCGCAUCGCGAGAUGCGUGAAUGCUCUGAGCAGAACCCGCUGCAGCUGUCGCUGUUUGUCAACAGUAGCGAUGAGAAGAAGAGUGCGACUUCCCUCGAUGCCGCCAUGGACAAGACCCACGACCAGGCCAUCACAUUCACGCCUGAGAUCCUCUCGACGUUCCUGCCACUGCUCAGUCUGACGCCCCUCAAGGAUGUGGCACAGGAGGAGAUGGAUCGCAAGAAGAUCAUCACCGACCUCAAGCACACAACCUUUGCCUCGCUGUUUGAGAUCCUGCCAUCGUCAUCCGACAAGCAUGACGCACAGUCCAAGCCAUCAGCCAGUGCCGCUGCCCUCAAGAAGGCAAGCAAAUCAUUCGUAUUCUUUGGUUCCAAAACCGACAUGGUGUCAAGUCUACCCGCGACAAACAUAUCCACGACUCCAUUGAUAUUCAUCUGCUCAAAGAGCUUACAGGUAUUCCCUUGGGAACUGAUCAUCCCCGACUUUAUGGUCAGGUACUUGACGCUGUUCGACUUGUUGAAGACCAACUACAUUGAUACGAAUGAGGCAGAGAAGAAUGAUAUUGGCACGAUACCAAUGUUUGUCAGUUGUUGUAACACCGCCAUCGAUAAGGCGCACUACACUGACGCACUCAAGAAGGAUCACUUGGUCAAGACAGUCCUACACAACAUAUACACGACACUGUCUGUGCCAUCCAGUCGCUCACUGUCCAACGAGAACAUGCCAUUCCUCUCGCCACUGAUCAAGCUAGGCGUGAAGCCCAGCGUGGCCAAGAAGAAGAACAAGUACUACGACUUUGUCGACCUGUCCACGACCAAGACAUCGGACGUCGUCUCGUACCUGGAACACUUUGACGAGGGCAUCCACUUCCCCGUGCUCGUCUUCACCUACAACGACCUGGCCGACCUCACGCACUACACACUGUACAUGCUGCGAACCAAGCCAAUGUGCAACGUACUGUUCAUCCCGUGCUCCAAGCAGAAGGAGAUCAUGAGCAAGCUGUCCAAGAUCUACGACGUGUACUCGAAGCAACACAUCAAGAACAACACAGUGGUCACACGUAAGGAGCGCUACCAAUUCCUGAUCUCAUCGAUCCAGAGCCUCAAAGAGGAGUUCUAUGUGCCCAUCGCGCUCUUCAAUCCGACAUUCUUUGUAAAUAGCUCCUAA
Messenger RNA from Acytostelium subglobosum LB1, 7314 nucleotides. RefSeq lists its product as hypothetical. Bases 1 to 7314 code for a protein of 2437 amino acids. Lineage: Eukaryota; Evosea; Eumycetozoa; Acytosteliales; Acytosteliaceae. Gene Ontology annotation, molecular function: protein binding. The transcript has 5 exons. The record is from RefSeq and is a predicted model, not a curated record.